AUGGAUGAGGCUGAGUCCCUUUCGGACCACUUAUAUGUUAUAUUUAAGUAUAUGCACGAGGCUGCAGGAUUCCGAAGCCUUCGCUCUAGGAAUGAAAUAUUCCCUAAAUGGGACGCGAGGGCUGUGAGAGAGUACAGGCUUGCGGCAGCCCUUAUCUCCAGUGAGUGGAUACGAGACGAUAGUGACAAUGUGCGGGACUUGGUGAAGUGGGUAAACAAUACUCUCCUCACUUCGUGCGAUAUGUCCAUGUCAAGGGUGAGGAUAACGGCGGACAGGGGUCGUGUGGUGCUAUUGUGGUCGUGGGAAAUUGCACUACUGCGGGGGACGGCUACAACGGCAAGAAGACGUUAUUUAAGGGCCAGAASAGGUGGUGAUCCGGUCAGGAUUAGGGAGUGUUUGGAGGACAGGAGAGAGAAAAGAAAAAAUCUAGUCCGUGCCAUAAGGAGGGCCAAGGCCUUAGCUUGGAGGGAUUUUAUUGCAACGAUUGAAGAUGAUCCUURAGGGAGACCCUACAGGCUGGUUAUGGGUAAAUUAAGGGCUCGURGUGUUCCUCUGACUGAGGCAUUGGAUCCUCAUUUAUUGGAAAGGAUUGUGGCGACGCUGUUUCCGGAGGGCGGAAGAUCAAUUGCCCUAAAUGUUGAGGUGGGAGAUGCGGAAGAAUUAGUCGUCACAAUUGGGGAAGUACAUAAGGUUGCGAAAAGAAUUAACCUUGGGAGACCACCGGGUCCUGACGGGAUCCCUGGCCUAGUGGUGAAGAGAGCGGCAACACAUUGUGGUCAAAGUUUGGUAGAGUGUUUCACCAUGUUGCUAAGAAGUGGAGUCUUCCUACAGGUGUGA
Messenger RNA from Polistes canadensis, 837 nucleotides. RefSeq lists its product as uncharacterized. Bases 1 to 837 code for a protein of 278 amino acids. The record is from RefSeq and is a predicted model, not a curated record. The transcript has a single exon. NCBI's taxonomy places the organism in Eukaryota, Metazoa, Arthropoda, Insecta, Hymenoptera, Vespidae.